CAGGCGCUCCGAACCUAGCCGACAGCUAGCUUCCAAUUUAUUUCAAAAAUGCUGUCAAUUCCGCUGCCGGGGAGGAUGCCCUGCGACUCCGGUGCAUGCCAGCGUGAAACGGUGCCGUUUUUGAGGCGAUCGAGGGAAACACGGGAGAAUUUGCGCCUUUUUUAAUGACCCCGCCGAUCGGAACCCUUCGGCCGCCGGAGCCUCGGUACCUCUAACAACGGAGCAUCGGAGCACCGUUUGCGGAUGUGAAGAAGGAACCUGACGCGGGCUCAGGGCGGAGCGGCUAGCGGGGCGACAGAUUGGCGGCACAUCGGAGCUACUUGACUUGAGUGACCGAACGCCGCAGAUACCACUGAUAAAGUGAGGAUACAGUGAAAGUCGUGGGUUUCCCGACAUAGCUCCUGUCCUCUGCACAUCGCCGCUUCUAUCAUCAAAGCCUCCGUCACGGCUCCUUCACCGAGAGCCUUCUCCCGUUCUUUGGUGUCACUCGCAGCCAUGGAUUGGGCCACACCUGCUGCCAAACUCAACCCCUACACCCGAGCUCGCAUGAGCGAGGCCUGGCAGCAGCACGCUCCGCCUCCUGUUGUCCACACCAUCCCGCCGGGAGCGGAGAACACGCUGGGCUGCGCCGUGUACGGCAUCGUUCUGCAGCAGGAUGCUACGUCUCUUCAACAGCAGCAGCAGCAGACCCAGCAUGGCCAGCACAGCCAGCACAACCAACAGCAGCAGCAGCACGGAGGCGGGCAGCACGGUCAGCAGCAGCAGCAGCAUCAGGCCCAGCAGACUUCUCUACAAGUCGGGACAGAGGGGGGGCACAAGUGUGGGGCUUGCGGUCACGAUAUCUCCCACCUGUCCAAUCCGCAUGAACAUCAGUGCAUGGUGACUCAAGACAGGUCCUUCCAGUGCACCCAGUGCCUGAAGAUUUUCCAUCAGGCCACGGACCUGCUGGAGCAUCAGUGCGUUCAGGUGGAGCAGAAGCCGUUUGUGUGCGGCGUGUGCAAGAUGGGCUUCUCGCUGCUCACCUCUUUAGCCCAGCACCACAGUUCGCACAACAGCUCCAAUCCCAUGAAGUGUUCCAUCUGUGAGAAGACCUACCGGCCCGGCUCCUCUGGCAACGGGACGUCCAGCUCCUCCAACAGCUCCCAGCAGCCGGGCGGCGACGGGGCUUCGGCCAGCAGCAGCUCGUCCAUCCUGCCCUUCCCGUCGGCCCGGGACAGGCCGUACAAAUGCUCCGUGUGUCAGAAAGGCUUCAAGCACCUUUCAGAACUCACGCGGCACGAGAGGGUGCACACGGGAGAGAAGCCCUUCAAAUGUGACACGUGCGACAAGGCCUUCAGCCAGUCGUCGCACCUCCAGCACCACCAGCGGACGCACAGCAACGAGCGGCCCUUCAAGUGUGCCGUGUGCGAAAAGAGCUUCAAGCACCGCUCCCACCUGGUGCGCCACAUGUACGUGCACUCCGGCGAGCACUUGUUCAAGUGCAACUUGUGCGAGCUGCACUUCAAGGAGUCGUCGGAGCUGCUGCACCACCCCUGCCACCCGCAGGGCUCCCGCCCGUUCCGCUGCGCCACCUGCGGGAAGGGCUUCAAGCGGCCGUCGGACCUGCGCCAGCACGAGCGCGCGCACUCGGAGGAGCGGCCCUUCCACUGCGACGAGUGCCAGAUGAGCUUCAAGCAGCAGUACGCGCUGGUGCGCCACAGGCGCACGCACAAGGACCCCGGCGACCGGCCCUUCAAGUGCAACCUCUGCGACAAGGGCUUCAUGCAGCCCUCCCACCUCCUCUACCACCAGCACGUCCACGGCAUGGACAACCUGUUCAAGUGCGCCUCCUGCCAGAAGGAGUUCAGCCAGUCGGGGGAGCUGCUCAGGCACAAGUGCGGCGAGUCGUCCAACCCCUCGCCCGACAAGCCGUACAAGUGCGACGUCUGCGGCAAGGGUUACAAGAAGAGCUCCACGCUGCAGCGUCACCAGAACUCGCACUGCCAGGAGAAGCCCCUCAAGUGCUCGCUCUGCGACCGCCGCUUCCUGUCCUCCUCGGAGUUCGUCCAGCACCGCUGCGACCCGUCGCGGGAAAAGCCGCUGAAGUGCCCGGACUGCGAGAAACGCUUCAAGUACUCGUCGGACCUGAACCGACACCGGCGCGUGCACACGGGCGAGAAGCCGUACAAGUGCGGCCACUGCAACAAGGGCUUCAAGCAGCGCGAGCACUUGACCAAACACCAGAGCACGCACUCCCGGGAGGGACAGUUCAAGUGCGUGUGGUGUGGCGAGCGGUUCAGUGACUUGGGCUCUUUGCAGGAUCACACGGUGCAGCACACAGCGGACGGAGGCGGUUAUCCUGUGCCCCAGUGCUUAUAAACUUUUUUUUUUUUUUUUUGUUUUGCUUUGAAUGGACAGAACCUUAAGCACCAUGUCCUCUUGUCUGUCCCCUCAAGGCUGUUUACCAGCCUCUUUUUACACACACACACACACACACACAUAUUCAGGCUCAUUUCUCUCAUCCCCAGGCUUACCCAGCAAGUUAACAUAAAUUUGAACUUUUUAAUUCCAUGAGGAAAAAAAGCUUCACCUCCUCGUCUCAGCCUCACACUCAGACAUUGAGAGCAGCGCCGGCCACACUGUUACUUCCCUCCCAUCAUUCACACUCACUUCCAGUCGCGUGGGACUGUUGCAUAGCAAAUACGUAGGUCUUCCCCUCACAGAGAAUUAACCUGAAAUGCUCCUCUCAUCCUGACAAACGGUCCAGAAGCUCAUGUUGAAUUCAGCUCUUAUUGGAGCGGUCCUGGUUUCAGGUCAGGACGAAAUAAUAAAAGUCACUAGUGUUCGCACUGGUUAACGCCGCACCAGAAGACUUAAAUGUUUCCUAUUACACGUAGGAAAACCUUCCAAUAUGUCAAUAAGCGUUCAUAAAACUGGCUGUGCUUUGAAUGCACAAGCAGGAUUAUUAUCACAGCAUCAGUAGAAAUCCCAACGUUAGGACUUUCUCCGUUGCUCAUAGGUUCGGUUGUCGAGACGCCUGUUGCAUCCUUAGUUUGGUUAGUUCUGAGUUCAGAGUUUAGUUGUUCUUGGGUGGGUUUUCAGAUGAGUAGGGACUGGCAGGUGGUUUGAAGGUUAUCUGUGGCUACCCAAGUAAUCGCUUCAAUUUUUUUCAAACCCGAGUAAACACACUCUUGGGUAGUGUUCACAUGCUCAGCAGCUUGUUCUUUGUUUGUCAUUAAAUUGUCCAAGGUUGUGUUCAAACUUGCCCGGAUUCUUUCGUGGCAGCAUUUUUAACAUCAGUUCAAAAUAUAUAAACAAAACUCUUACUGACCGGCUGUUCUGGCCUCUAGUUACAUUCAGCUUCCUUGAAUAUGCUGCAUCGAGCUAAAUACUACCAAACACAUGAUGGACUGUUGUGCUUAUUCCAAAUAAAAGUUCACCCAAGAAAAACACAGGAGUUCCACCAUCUGCUCUUCAGUGAGAAAACGCAGCCUCUCAAGCCACUGUAAUCUGUUUGAUCAGUUCCAAUAACUGAGUUCUGCCUCUCCAGCAGGAAAGUGUGAACACACCCGUAUUAAAUGUAUUGCAAACUUAUCUGUGUUUCCUUUUCCUCUGAUCUCCUCACUUCCUUUGUUCCUCUCCUCUUUUUUUUUUUUUUUUUUAAAUUCUAGUCUGAGUCCAAUCCGAAAUGUGUAGUUUACUCUUUUGGUCCUCCUCCUUCUAUCAAAGAUUGCCCAAUAGGUUCCCUCAAGUUAAAUGCAGUAAAAUCUAAUCGGUGGUAUUUGGGACGGUUAUCGUCAUGGCGCUGCGCCCUGAUUCUAAACGACUCCCCAAAGUGACCCUCCAAUCACAUCCUCAUACAUUUCAUCCUCCCUCAGAGCUCAGUGCUGUCUGAAUGUCUCGCCUCCCCCUCCCUCAGCCUGUACAUAUUAUGGAUGUGUGAGUGUACUUAGCCAGGUGAUGAGCUGUCCAACUUGUCUUUCUAAAAAAAAAAAAAAAAAAAAAAAAC
Molecule: messenger RNA, 3988 nt
Organism: Salarias fasciatus (jewelled blenny)
Lineage: Eukaryota; Metazoa; Chordata; Actinopteri; Blenniiformes; Blenniidae
Gene: znf319b
Product: zinc finger protein 319b
Exons: 3
Coding region: 496-2358 (620 amino acids)
Source: RefSeq, a predicted model, not a curated record